Messenger RNA from Ectocarpus sp. CCAP 1310/34, 880 nucleotides. Lineage: Eukaryota; Phaeophyceae; Ectocarpales; Ectocarpaceae. The record is from the annotation of a GenBank genome assembly.
CCACACGCCUCUCUUCUACUAUCUCUGCCUGUCCUCUCUCUAUUCACCGUGUAAGUUUGGUGUCGGGGGCUGCUGCAUGGAGCUUCACUCCGGAGGGCCGCCGCCGCCUCCUCGAGGGAAACGAAUAGCGCCAGCCUACCACGACGAACGCUCGGAGCCAUCUGCAGGAGCCGGGUAUCACGUGCCUCGAAGGCUUGGAGAGCGUGAACUAGACAGGAACCCAGGCAGAAUAGAGGAACCUGCAACGUACGCCACGCCCGCACCUCGUAACAUUUUGGCGGAGACGCCGGAGACAACUGUUGGGGAAAAUGUCCACGUGAAGGGCGAGCUAUCUUUUGACCGGCUUCUUCGGGUGGACGGAUCCUUCAAGGGGCAGUUGGUAUCGACAGGAGAUCUCGUGAUAGGAGCAACAGGGAUUGUUCGGGGCAACAUCGAGCACCUCAGAGAGGUCGUAUCGGAUGGCACGGUGGUCGGCAAUAUUCAGGCAGAAAGGGUACGCCUUCGCCGCUCCGCUAUUGUGAUCGGAAAUAUCACGUGUUAUAGCCUUAGUAUGGACCCUGAUGUGAGCAUUAGCGGAAAGCUGAACGUCCACAUCCAAGCACCGAGUCGCCUACAUCUGGAAGGAGAAGAAGAAGCACCGGAGGAUGAAAUGGCCGAUUCCUCAGGGAGUGCCGACAGAUUGGACGACAAGAGCGGGGAUAGCGGAAAGCAAAAAAGCAGCAAAAAAGACGGAAGCACGAAGAGGGAGAAGGAUACUGAAGGCACAGAGAGAGAUCGCCGCCCGAAGGAGGACAAGAAGGAGGACAAGAAGGAGGAUAAUAAUAAGGACGAGCCCCGCAGGAAGAAAGAUGGCGAGGGUAGCAAGAACAAGAGUAAAUAG